GCCUUUAAGAGCGCACCCUGCGCUUUCCCGCGAGCACUCGCACGCACAAGCCGAGUGGAGGCGAGCCGAACCGAGCCGUUUAUCAGCUGAGAGGGUCCAACCAGAUGAGCCAGCACCGACGCCGGGCCGGCUCCGCGAGGGCCACCGGGACUUAGGCCCUCUGGGGCGCGCGGGUGCUCUUGCCCUUCUUCCAUCACCUUCCACCGCGCCGUCAUGGUUCUGGGUAAAGUUCGGGCUCUGGCCGUGUGCUUCGACACCCUGAACGAGAGCAACCUGCCAGUGUUCUCCGGCGGGGAGAUGGUGUCGGGACGGGUUCUGGUGGACGUCACCGGGGACGUCCGCGUCAGGAGUCUGGACGUGACCGCGCGGGGGGUCGCCAAGGUCCGCUGGACCGAGUCCCGGAACGCCGGAGCCAACACCGCCUACACGCAGAACUACACCGAGGAGGUGGAGUACCUGCAGCACCGGGACUGUCUCAUCGGCGAGGACAGAGACGAGGACGCCGUGGACGACGCCUCAACGCUGCUUCGCGCCGGCCUGCACGAGUUCGCCUUCAGCUUCCACCUGCCGCAGAUGGCGUUGGCGACGUCGUUCGAGGGCAAGCACGGCAGCGUGAGGUACUGGGUCAAAGCCCAGCUCCAGCGUCCUUGGAUGCUCCCGGUGAAGACCAAGAAGGAGUUCAUCGUCUUCGAGCACAUCGACAUCAACACGCCGCUGCUGCUGGCUCCUCAGGCGGGUAGCAAGGAGAAGACGCUGUGCUGCUGGUUCUGCGCCUCAGGUCCCAUCUCGCUGAGCGCCAAGAUCGCCCGUAAAGGCUACACGCCAGGCGACUCCAUCCAAAUCUUCGCGGAGGUGGAGAACUGCUCGUCGCGCGUGGUGGUGCCCAAGGCGGCGCUCUACCAGACGCAGACGUUCUUCGCCAAGGGCAAGGGCAAAGAGAUCCAGCAGCUGGUGUCCAACCUGCGCGGCGAGCCCUUGGCGCAGGGAAAGAGUCAAAGCUGGGAGGGCAAGCUGCUGAAGAUCCCCCCCGUGUCGCCGUCCAUCCUGGACUGUCCCAUCAUACGAGUGGAGUACGCCCUCGUGGUGUACGUGGACGUCCCAGGGGGUCUCAACCUGUCCCUGUCCUUGCCGCUGGUGAUCGGGACCAUCCCGCUGCACGCCGCCAGCUCACGCACGUCCAGCGUCAGCAGCCACGGCAGCACGUCCAGCUGGGUGGGAGUCGCCGUGCGUCCCGAAGCGCCCCCGAGCUACAACGACUUGGCCUUCUCUGAGGCGCACCGGCGCCACUGCCUGCGCGGCAGCGAGGAGCAUCAUCACGUACACCAGGCCACCUCUUUGCUCACCUACAUCAGCGAGUUCAGAUACCUGCCCCCCCCACUCUACUCUGAGGUAGACCCGUAUCCUGACCCGGCUGGGGUGUGCUGCGUCCAGGAGGCCACGACACUGGAAACAUGCCCGUCCCGCUGAGGAGGGAAGAGACACUGUCAGCUGUUGCCACGCGAUCAAACAUCAGCACCAGUCUCUUCUGGAAACAAUACAGACGCCCGCGCCCCCAAACACGACCUGAUGAUCCAGGAUUGGAUGACCGCUCGAUUAAUGUUAACAGAUGGCGAGGACGGGACAAGUAAAGGACUGCACAUGCACGUUGUAGUAGCUGUGUGUCCUGUACUACAAAGGUCACGUGGAAGAAAAAAAUGAUGACAUCACCCGAUGCACUUAAACUGUAUGAAUGUAUGUGUGUGUGUGUGUGUGUGUGUGUGUGUGUGUGUGUGUGUGUGCGUGCUAAAGCACAAACGACCAACUGAAAGAACCACAAGUCGCCUGUUGUCUACUCACCGCUGAAUAUUGAAAAAAAAAAAAAAAAAAGUUGAA
Molecule: messenger RNA, 1872 nt
Organism: Nerophis lumbriciformis (worm pipefish)
Lineage: Eukaryota; Metazoa; Chordata; Actinopteri; Syngnathiformes; Syngnathidae
Product: arrestin domain-containing protein 3-like
Biological process (GO): protein transport
Cellular component (GO): cytoplasm
Source: RefSeq, a predicted model, not a curated record